Messenger RNA from Microcebus murinus (gray mouse lemur), 2541 nucleotides. RefSeq names its product Jun dimerization protein 2 (gene JDP2). Gene Ontology annotation, molecular function: RNA polymerase II cis-regulatory region sequence-specific DNA binding; DNA-binding transcription factor activity, RNA polymerase II-specific. NCBI's taxonomy places the organism in Eukaryota, Metazoa, Chordata, Mammalia, Primates, Cheirogaleidae. The record is from RefSeq and is a predicted model, not a curated record. Gene Ontology annotation, cellular component: nucleus. Gene Ontology annotation, biological process: regulation of transcription by RNA polymerase II.
UGUGUAUGUAUGUGGUUUGGCCUUUCAAAAUUUAGCAGAAACAAAUGCCUUAGUGACCCAGACUCGGAAUUUUCAGCCUGUGUUUCUUCACACUUACUGCUGACUGUGGGAGGCCCAACCAGAGCCCACCAUACUUAGUUGUUGUUGUUGUUUUAGUCUCUUUUCUUGCUGCAGCCCAUGGGAUUCAGUUGUGGAACUCCAUUCCCAAAGCUUUAGCUUGCCAGUGGCAUUUUUACAAAGGACCAAAGCAGUUUCCACUCUCUGUUUGGAUGUCUGUGCUAUGUGUCUGCCACCAAGGACCAGAGCUGCGCUGAGGCAGGAAGAAAGGAUAGAAAGCUUGUCCAGUGGCAGUACUUUCCUGGCAGAAAUGACUUCAUGCGUAUUUAUUGAGCACCUACAUUAGGCAGAAGACAAAGCUGUGUCUAUAGGCAGGGUAUUAUUGGAAGCAUUUCUCUGGUCUCCAGGGAAGAGCAGGAGUCCCCUAGGGGGAGGUUGCAGGUUCUUCUUUGGCUGGGAUGGCUAUGCAGGGGUCAUGCCUGCUGUGUGCAGUGGCUUCUCCUGAGCCCAGCCAUCUCUCAUGGAGCUUCUUAUGAGGACCCGAAGAGUGACCCCUCCCAAGCAGCACAGGGAUGGAGUAGGUUGAAGGACACAGAAUAUACUGGUCCUCUGCUUCUGGGGCCAGAAUGGAAACCCAGCCUGUUGGUGCCUUGUUGCCAGUGGUCUAUGCAGCUGUGUUCUGGCCUGCAGGGUAGAGGAGACCUUAGAAUAAACUGAGACAAAGGGCAGGUGCUGGGCCCCAUUUCUAUACUUUUGUGAGCCCUGACCUGGAACCCUUUGUUUCUAUUCUGCAGUUAACUGUCAGGAUGCAAGAUGGCCCUACUCCCUUGGGAUUCAGAGCUGGAAAGUGAGAGAGCAGAGAAUCCUUUGAGGAGAAUCCUCCUAGUGGAGGUAGGAAAGGGAGACCACUGUUAGCGGGAACACUCCAGAAGGGACCUUGAGGGGUCAUGCAGCACCUGAGCCUCUCCAGGAAGGAAGGCCCCUGUGGCUACGCUGACUUCACGCUCACUGUGUGCAGGCGCUGUUCCAGGCUGGCCUACCUCUCCUCCUGCUAUGAUGCCUGGGCAGAUCCCAGACCCUUCUGUGACAGCGGGCUCUCUGCCAGGGCUUGGCCCCCUGACCGGACUGCCCAGCUCUGCCCUGACCGCAGAGGAGCUGAAAUACGCCGAUAUCCGCAACCUCGGGGCCAUGAUCGCACCCUUGCACUUCCUGGAGGUGAAACUGGGCAAGAGGCCCCAGCCCGUGAAAAGUGAGCUAGACGAGGAAGAGGAGCGAAGGAAAAGGCGCCGGGAGAAGAACAAAGUGGCAGCAGCCCGAUGCCGGAACAAGAAGAAGGAGCGCACGGAGUUUCUGCAGCGGGAAUCCGAGCGGCUGGAGCUCAUGAACGCCGAGCUCAAGACCCAGAUCGAGGAGCUGAAGCAGGAGCGGCAGCAGCUCAUCCUGAUGCUGAACCGGCACCGCCCCACCUGCAUCGUCCGGACCGACAGCGUCAAGACCCCCGAGUCAGAAGGCAACCCGCUGCUGGAGCAGCUCGAGAAGAAGUGACCAUGGGCUGGGAGGAGGAAGAGGACGAGGAGGAGGAGGAAGAAAAGAGACGAAGAGGGGGGAGGAGGGGGGUCCCAGGGGGCCCUUCCUUGGUGCAUAACAAACUAUGCGAUGAGGUUCGGCUCUGCCAGCGUCAGCCGGGCUUUUUUGUGAAACUCGCGUGGGCCACACAAGGGGAAGAGCGGGCUGAAGCAUCCCAGAGGGACCAAGCGCUGAGACCAAAGUCGACCCGCGGGUAGGGCCGUCCUGCCUGGGGCCCAGCCGGAAGGGAGCAGGACAGAGGCACCUGGGCCAGAGAGAUGCCCAACCUCGGGCCCAUCUCCAGCCUCCCUGCCAGGACACCCACCAGAGGGACCUCCAAGCAGCCAGGGAAAGCCAUGAGUUGCAACCAAAAUGCGGCUGAGGAUGGAACUCAGAAGGAAACUGCCACCCGCCUGCCCCACCCCUGAUGGCACGCUGGAGAGGGGCGUGCUGGGGCCCUGACACCUGCCUGCCUGGGCCCAGCCAGGCCCUGCCGGGGACGCGGCAGCUGGGCGCACCCUCGCCGGCCCUGCUGGAGUUUGCUGUGGGCACUGAGGCGCGGGCGCCCUUCCAAAGCACAUACUCACUGAAUGUUUACAGACUGGCUGUCCUAGCAGGGCUUUCAACUGCACAUGUUUUUUAUACUUUUUUUUUAAUAUUUUUUACAAAAAAAAAAAGAUUUUAUACAAGCAAUAUAUAUAUGGAUUUCUAUAAUCACUCGAUGUGAUACAGUAUAAAUAUGCUAUGGUUUGUUUGUUAAGAACAGAUACCCACCAGUUAUGGCCGUUGUGUGUAACUCCUAAGUACUGUAGUCUCUGGGUGUCGGGGUGGCCGGGGCGGGGGUGGGGCGUUUCCAUCCUUGUAAACCCUUUAUAGUACUCAGUCCUGUAUCGCUCAGUAAACAUUGCUCUUACUUAC